GGCUGGGAGGAAGAGGAGGAGGAGGAGGAGGAGGAGGAGGAGAGACAGCAGCAUGCCAGAGCCCGGCUGCAUCUCUCACACCGCAUUUGAGGGCAAAUCUGCUCUCGACUCUCAGCCUGCCCUGCGCCGCCGACAAGGAGAGACACAAUGGACUGACGGAACACCAACACAGAGACGCAGGGAGAGAGACACACACACAGAGAGAGUGAGAGGGAGAGAGGGAGAGAAACGCCGCCUUGUUUUUGAAUGAUACACAUAUUCUGUGGACAUCCUCGGGUUCAUAUAUGUGCAGAGCUGGACGGAUCGAGUGACCGACUCUGAAACAGAGGAGAUGCCAGAGAGAGGCAGUGAUCGCAGCAGGAUGCUCCGAUGUGAGCGCGUCUUAAUAUUAGUAUUAUUAUUGCAGCGCAUCUCCUGUAAGAUGGACGAGACAUAUUGGGGCUAAAGGACUUUGCGGAGGAAAAAAAGAUGUUUUGCAACUGCUGCGGGCUGUUCCAGAGGAUCAAUGCCUUCCUUGGCUUGUAAUAUGUAGCUCGGACGACAAAAACAGAGAGCGUGUGCAGCUGUUUUCUCAGCUAGUGGACUGGAGCAUCGGAGCAUCGGAGCUCCGUGUUGUGUAGUGGUGUUGUGACCGCCCAGCAGCAACCUUCCUCCCACCUUGACUCCUCCAUGUGAUGCCCCGCUAGAAGAAGCAGCACUCCGGAGCUGUCCGCGGUGCUGAUCGGGUCUCCACGAGUUGACCUUAAAGGAUAAAAUCCUCCUCCUCCUCCUCCUCCUCCUCCUACCGCAGUUAACGCACAGAGAGAGGUGGCAGAGCAGGCCACCGCACAUGGACAGCUGCUGGGCUUGACUGAGUCACAGCCAGACAAUCUCCUCUUUUUUCAUGGCUGUGGCACGCAAAAUCAAAACUUUGCUGACCGUCAACAUCCUGGUGUUCGUGGGGAUUAUCCUGUUCUCGGUCUACUGCCGGAUCCAGGACCGAUCCGAGGAGCUCAUCCAGAUAGGGCGGAUGUCCGACCAGAGGCUGCGAGCCAGGAAUGGAAAAGUUUCCAACUUGGUGGACAGGCAGUCUAUUCUCCAGAGGCUGGAGAGGCUGGAGGAUGUGGUCUACAAUCAGUUAAACGGUUUGGCGAAGCCCAUGGGGCUAGUUGAGGGGCCCGGAGGCCUCGGCCAGGGGGGAGCUGCUGCCACUCUGGGAGAGGACAGUCAUGAUGCCGAGGGGAAAUACGAGGAGUACGGCUACAACGCUCAGCUCAGUGACCGCAUCUCACUGGACAGGAGCAUCCCCGACUACAGGCCUAAAAAGUGUAAGCUGUUGACGUACGCAGAGGACCUCCCUCAGAUCUCUGUGGUCUUCAUCUUCGUGAACGAGGCCCUGUCAGUGAUCCUGCGCUCCGUCCACAGUGUGGUCAACCACACACCAGCACACGUGCUCAAGGAGAUCAUCCUGGUGGACGACAACAGUGACAGCGUGGAGCUGAAAUUCAACUUGGACCAGUAUGUGAACAAACGCUACCCGGGCCUGGUAAAGAUCGUGAGGAACAGCAAGCGGGAGGGCCUGAUCCGAGCCAGAAUACACGGCUGGAACGCCGCCACGGCUCCUGUCGUCGGCUUCUUUGAUGCCCACGUCGAGUUCAACACUGGCUGGGCUGAACCUAUUCUGACCCGGAUGAAGGAGGAUCACACCCGCAUCAUCCUGCCCGCCAUAGACAACAUCAAGUACAACACGUUUGAGGUGCAGCAGUACGCCAACGCCGCCCAUGGCUACAACUGGGGUCUGUGGUGUAUGUACAUCAUCCCUCCGCAGGAGUGGCUGGACAAGGGCGAUGAGACAGCCCCUAUCAGAACUCCAGCUAUGAUCGGCUGCUCCUUUGUGGUUGAUCGGGAAUACUUCGGCGAUAUUGGUCUGCUGGAUCCCGGCAUGGAGGUCUACGGAGGCGAGAACAUCGAGCUCGGCAUGCGGGUGUGGCAGUGUGGAGGGAGUAUGGAAGUCCUGCCAUGUGCCAGAGUGGCCCACAUCGAGCGCACCAAGAAGCCCUACAACAACGACAUAGAUUACUACGCUAAGCGCAACGCCCUGCGGGCCGCCGAGGUGUGGAUGGAUGAGUACAAAUCCCACGUCUACAUGGCCUGGAACAUUCCCAUGAACAACCCCGGGGUUGAUUUCGGGGAUGUCUCGGAGCGAUUGGCCUUAAGGAAGAGGCUGCAGUGUCGGAGUUUCCGCUGGUACCUUGAGCACGUCUACCCAGAGAUGCGGAUCUACAACAACACCAUCACAUACGGCGAGGUGAGGAACAGCAAAGCUAGCGGCUACUGCUUGGACCAGGGCUCUGAGGACGACGACAAAGCCAUCCUCUACCCGUGCCACGGCAUGUCCUCCCAGCUCGCCCGCUAUGCGACUGAGGGGCUUCUCCAGCUAGGACCCCUGGGGUCGACCACCUUCCUGCCUGACACAAAAUGCCUCGUUGAUGACGGCAGAGGACGCACUCCCAGACUGAAAAAAUGUGACAUUGUUUCAAGGACUUCCCAGAGGCUCUGGGACUUUACACAGAACGGUCCAAUCAUCAGCAGGGACACCGGUCGAUGCUUGGAGGUAGAAAUGUCCAAAGAUGCCAACUUUGGCCUUCGGCUGGUGGUCCAGAGAUGCUCCGGUCAGAAGUGGAUGAUACGAAACUGGAUUAAGCAUCCCAGGCACUGAAGCCAGAGAGCGACCUCUGAGACAGUUUGGGCAGAGUUUCAAGAAGCAGUUUGAUCUCAAACUGUGGACAGUUGAGAGAGGAGCAGGGACUUGGUGGUGGUGGUGGUUGUGCCAGUGUGUGGUAUUUCACACUACAGACUGCACAGCACAUUGAGCUCCCCUCAGGCCACACAGCCUUCCAACAUCGAGUCUUAAAGAAGAAUCUGAUCAAUUCAUGUGUUCCAGCAGGCUGAGCGUUCACAGAGACCUUAUGGCGAGCCGCACUGAUUGAAACGGCCCCACAUUUCUGACAUUCAGCUACAUGUAUAGAACAGAGUAACACGAGUGCAGCCCCUGAAGGUGGUUCAAGAUCCUGGAAUUCUUUCGUUUCUACUGUAAAACUUAUCAGAUCUGUGGAGAUGAGAAAGGAGCGUGUGAGCGUCUAGUUUGUCUUUUCUGAGCGCAUCUGAGCAAAUCAAAAGAUAUGAUUGCUGUCAAUUGCCACAUCAAAGUGAUUAUUUUGGGCUGUGAUUUGGAAAAUUGCUUUGGACAUAUUGUGCUGCACUGGCAAGACAUGUAAUAGGCUUCAAAUGGGGCUGCCCAUCAUCUGAUCGGGAGGCGUUUCACCUGCACUCACACAAACCACUACAGUUCUUUGUUUCUUUGGACUGUAUUGCUCACCGAGGACAGGAGCAAUCACGUGCCUUUUUUCUCAUUUUUCUGCUUAAUCUGACCAGGGAAUGUCAGUCCCAAAAGCAUGUACAAAAUUAUUUGAAAAUGAUUAAUAUAUAAAACAAUGUAUAAAACAGUCUAAUGAUAGUAAUAUAUUGUAAAAAGUGAAGAAUUGAUAUCCGUCCUCUGAUAACAAUUAGGAUAAUAAAAUCAUUUUUAUGAUGA
Molecule: messenger RNA, 3574 nt
Organism: Sebastes umbrosus (honeycomb rockfish)
Lineage: Eukaryota; Metazoa; Chordata; Actinopteri; Perciformes; Sebastidae
Gene: galnt9
Product: polypeptide N-acetylgalactosaminyltransferase 9
Exons: 11
Coding region: 884-2698 (604 amino acids)
Cellular component (GO): Golgi apparatus
Source: RefSeq, a predicted model, not a curated record